CCUACUAAGCUCAAGUGUCGAGAUUCCAUGUCCUCUUUCUCAUUCAACUACAUUCAUCAAAUACCAGAAUAACAAUUCACUUUCUCGAACAACAGCAUUGACUAUCCCGAACAUUACAGCAGACCUAAGUCAUCAAACGAAAAUGAAUGAGGAGCACAGGUACAAACCGUUGAAAGCCAACAGUCACGAAUUUAGGAUCAUUGACCUGCACGCCGGUACCUACGAUGAUCCGAUAUCUUGCGAAAGUCGUAUAGUGACACUUGACAACAACCCAGAGUAUUGUGCUCUUUCGUACGUCUGGGGAGAGCCCGGGCUUACAGAAACAAUCACACUAGAUGGGAAGCCGUUCCAAGUGAGAAAUAAUCUAGGCAUAGCGCUCCGGUAUGUACGAAAGGAGGCCGAAUCCAGGACUUUUUGGAUCGAUCUCCUCUCGAUUAAUCAACACGAUCAAGAUGAGAAGUCAUGGCAAGUUAACAUGAUGAGUGAGAUAUACAGCUCAUGUGAAUCCGUUAUCAUCUGGUUGGGCAAGGACUUCGAGGAUAGUGACAGCUGGUGCUCCAACAAAUCGUACGGGACAUGUCUCACAGAAUCCUCUAAGACAGAUGACUCAACUUGUGAGCCGGUAUCUUAUUUCAUAAGAAACAGGUAUACCUUUCCUGAUCGGCUCAUGAUCUCCGCACCAUUCUCUCAUGGCUACGGUGAAUACGAGUAUGAUCACAACCUCUACCAUCUUGCCUUAGAAGGCGAACCUCCCUAUCCUGGAAACGAGAAAACAUGCCGCUGGCACGGUCGAAAACCGGAGAUAUCUAAAGCUUUCGAUCUGAUACAAGAACUUGCAAAAGACCAACACCUUAGGGAGAUAUCUGGCCUCUGCCACUUACAGGGUGAUAAUCGAUUUGGCGACUCGAUCCAAGCUCUAUUAGCGCUCUUGCGCCGCCCCUGGUGGCAAAGGAUCUGGACGGUUCAGGAGGCUGUAUUACCAAAGGAUGGAAUUGUGAUGUGCGGAUCCCUGACCAUCUCCUGGGCCACGGUAGUCCAGGCAGCCAAAAAUUGGCACAUACAUGCGGAUAACUGCUGUUCUCACAUGAGAGACCGAAUCUACCGGUUCAUGUGUUUUCCAACGCAUGGCGAGCCGACCUACAUGUCGUUAUCCACAUUUCAUCGCGCUGUGCUGGCCUUGGAUGAGCGUCGACCCAAAAUUGACGAACUGCCCACUGAUAAGCUCCCGAAUCAGGCAAACUUUGUACGUUUGUUCCAAAAAUUCAGCAAUCGACUUUCGAGCGACCCACGAGACAAGGUUUAUGGACUCCUUGGCGUACUGGCUGAAGAAGACAGGCCAAUUCGAGCAGAUUACGGCGCGCAGAUGAACGACAUAAAUUUACAACUCAGCCGAAAAUUGCUACUUUCUGGAAAUUUCUCAGUGUUAUACGAUAAUCCUUUGCACCAUGAUUAUCUACCAACAUGGGCGAAGGACUUUGGAGUGAUCCCAAGUCGGGUCGACCAAAUCAUUCAGGAAUUAAGGGAUGAUAACAGAGAAGAUUAUCGUGCUUCAGGUCCCAAGAAAGCUAUGGUUUCGGACUGUGAUGGGCAAUCUAUAUCUAUCACCGCUGCCCUUAUCGAAACAGUGGCUACAGUUAGCCGAAAUUUCCUCCCUUCGGAGUCGCUUGAGAGCAUGGCUACAUUCCUCCGAGAAUGUGGAGACCUUUCUGCGAAGCUUUGUCACCGCGAGUCCCCCUGUGUAGGACAGUACAGAGACAGGGAUGACUUCCUAAGGUCCACGCUAGGAAACAGAUAUAGGCCUGCAGGAAAUCGUGGUGAACGAAUCGAGCCAUCGCAAGAAGUAUUGGCAUCGAUGAGAGAUUGGAUCUGGUACUCAACAGCAAUGGAGGAACCUAGGGGGGCCAUGGUGGGGAGUUGCAUCAAGUACAACAUAUGCAAUAGAGCCUUCUUCACCACCACCCAGGGUCGCAUUGGAUUUGGGCCGGCAGAUGCCUGUCCUGGUGAUGAAUUGUGGAUACCCUACGGAUCAAAGGUUCCUUUUGUGCUACGACGGCUAGAUGGCGCUGCAUCAGAAAUAUCUCAAAAUCUCCGGAGUAAGAUCGCAGCUGAGUCCUCGAAAUACUUUCACCGUACCGUCGUGGGUGACUGUUAUAUCCAGGGUAUAAUGAAUGGCGAGGCGAUUGUCGAGCAAACAGAUGGAUUAGUGGUUACACUCCACUAGAGGUAGUGAGAUGUUAAGGUUUCGUGCCAAUUCAGAUUACCUAUUUGUCUUUUCUCAGCGACCUUUUCUAGACGUGCACUCGAUCCGAUGUGUUUUAUAGAUUGUUCGUCCUACUUCAAUU
Aaosphaeria arxii CBS 175.79 is the source of this 2342-nucleotide messenger RNA. RefSeq lists its product as uncharacterized. The record is from RefSeq and is a predicted model, not a curated record. Lineage: Eukaryota; Fungi; Ascomycota; Dothideomycetes; Pleosporales. The transcript has a single exon. Bases 143 to 2221 code for a protein of 692 amino acids.